Molecule: messenger RNA, 1586 nt
Organism: Sorghum bicolor (sorghum)
Lineage: Eukaryota; Viridiplantae; Streptophyta; Magnoliopsida; Poales; Poaceae
Product: sedoheptulose-1,7-bisphosphatase, chloroplastic
Exons: 8
Coding region: 238-1389 (383 amino acids)
Biological process (GO): fructose 6-phosphate metabolic process; fructose metabolic process; gluconeogenesis
Cellular component (GO): cytoplasm
Molecular function (GO): fructose 1,6-bisphosphate 1-phosphatase activity
Source: RefSeq, a predicted model, not a curated record
GGCCCUCCCCUUUCUAUCUUCUCCAGCUCCAAAUGGCGCCACCGCGGCGGCCGGGUUAUCUUGUCCAGACGUGCAUCCCUCCGUUGUGAUCCAUUCCUCUCCGCGCCGCGAUAGCUAGCUUAGUUGCAAGCACCAGCAGCUAGCUGACCACCAAAACGUUAGCGCACGCAGACAAUUUCGACAGCAUCCAUCAGGUUUUAGGCCCCUGCUGCCGUCGUUGAGCGCCACCUGAAAGCAAUGGAGAUCGUCGCCACGCGCUCCCCGGCCUGCUGCGCCGCCGUGUCCUUCUCCCAGUCGUACAGCAGGCCUAAGGCGUCCAGGCCGGCGACCACGUUCUACGGCGAGUCGGUGCGCGUGAACACGGCGCGGCCGCUCUCGGCGAGGCAGUCCAAGGCGGUCAGCCGCGCGGCGCUCACCACCCGGUGCGAGAUCGGAGACAGCCUGGAGGAGUUCCUGACCAAGGCGACGCCGGACAAGAACCUCAUCAGGCUGCUCAUCUGCAUGGGGGAGGCCAUGAGGACGAUCGCGUUCAAGGUCCGGACGGCGUCCUGCGGCGGCACCGCCUGCGUCAACUCCUUCGGCGACGAGCAGCUGGCCGUCGACAUGCUCGCCAACAAGCUCCUCUUUGAGGCUUUGGAGUACUCCCAUGUGUGCAAGUAUGCGUGCUCCGAGGAAGUCCCCGAGCUGCAGGACAUGGGUGGCCCAGUUGAAGGUGGUUUCAGCGUAGCAUUCGAUCCCCUUGACGGUUCCAGCAUUGUUGACACGAACUUCACCGUUGGAACCAUCUUCGGAGUCUGGCCCGGCGACAAGCUGACUGGCGUCACUGGCGGCGACCAGGUCGCGGCCGCGAUGGGCAUCUACGGCCCUCGCACCACUUACAUUGUCGCCCUCAAGGACUGCCCUGGGACACACGAGUUCCUCCUCCUUGACGAAGGUAAAUGGCAGCAUGUCAAGGAUACCACGACCAUUGGGGAAGGCAAGAUGUUCUCUCCUGGUAACUUGAGGGCAACAUUCGAUAACCCUGAGUACGACAAGCUCAUCAACUACUACGUCAAGGAGAAGUACACAUUGCGCUACACUGGAGGAAUGGUUCCCGAUGUCAACCAGAUCAUAGUGAAGGAGAAGGGCAUCUUCACCAACGUGACGUCGCCGACGGCCAAGGCCAAGCUGCGGCUCCUCUUCGAGGUGGCGCCUCUGGGCCUUUUGAUUGAGAAGGCCGGCGGGCACAGCAGCGACGGCAAGCAGUCGGUGCUGGACAAGGUGAUCAACGAGCUCGACGAGCGGACCCAGGUGGCCUACGGGUCCAAGAACGAGAUCAUCCGGUUCGAGGAGACCCUCUACGGCUCGUCCAGGCUCGCCGCCGGCGCCACCGUCGGCGCUGCCGUCUAAAGUUUUUGCUGCCGAUCGAGUGGCUCUGAAUUACUAUAUAUAAUCCAAUCGGGUGAUGCGUAUACAGAUGGGCUCGUAGAUAUUGAAGUAUAAAUGAAUUGCUGGUCUUUUCUUAUCAGAAACUUUUAGGUUAAUCUUGUCCGCGUAUACAAGAAUAUAUAUAACUCAAAUAAUUGUUAUCGCUCUUUUAUAUUUCA